AUGCCUCCGGCCCGGAGUCUCCGUCAAAGGACGGUCACUAAUGAAAACGACGAAAAUGCCACAUCGACACGGCUGACGAGGGCCAAGGCAGCUGCCCUCAGCACCGCAGACCUCAAUGGAGGUGCAAUCAAGAAGCCACUCCAGAGUAAGAGGGCGAAUUCGACAACGGCCACUACAACCGCCGCUCAGAAACGACGCCCUGCCCUUGGUGAUGUCAGCAACGUGACGAAAACUGAUCUUGUUGACGCGAAGGAUGGCAAGAAAGCUACCAGCAAGACUAGCCUCACUUCCAAAUCAGCUACACAAGCAGGUGGUAUACAGAAACUCAGCAGAUCAAACACCACUCGUGCUGCUCUUGGUGUGAAAGAUACUAACAAGAAAGCCGCUUCUGCUGCUGAAGUAAAGCGCCCCGGAAGUGGAUCUGGUGUCAAGCGUUCAUCCGUCAAGGAUGAGCUGAAUCAAGAAGAGCCGCCCCGUAAGAAGGUUGACAUGGAGAAGAAGAAGACCGAAACUAUCCAGCAACAGAUUAUAUCCGAAAAUGUUUCCGAAGUUGGUGUGGACGUGGUGGAUGAGAAGGACUUGGAAGCCGAGGGUAUCCUGGAUCUUGAUACAGAGGAUCUUGACGAUCCCUUGAUGGCGGCUGAAUACGUGGUGGAUAUCUUUGACUACCUUAAGGAUCUCGAACACGAAACCCUUCCAAGCCCAGAUUAUAUCGACCACCAGCCCGAACUUGAAUGGAAGAUGCGUGGAAUCCUCAUUGACUGGCUGAUUGAGGUUCACGCAAGCUUCAGACUUCUCCCUGAAACCCUCUUCUUGACUGUCAACAUUAUCGAUCGUUUCCUCUCUGCCGAGAUUGUUUCUUUGGACCGCCUGCAGCUAGUUGGCGUCACAGCCAUGUUCAUCGCUUCAAAAUACGAAGAGGUCCUGUCCCCACACGUUGCCAACUUCAGUCAAGUCGCGGAUGAGACCUUCUCAGACAAGGAGAUUUUGGACGCGGAGAGACACGUUCUUGCCACACUAAACUACAACAUGAGCUACCCCAACCCCAUGAACUUUCUCCGACGAAUUUCCAAGGCCGAUAACUACGAUAUCCAGACGCGCACAUUGGGCAAAUACUUGAUGGAGAUCAGCCUACUUGACCACAAAUUCAUGCCUUACAAGCAGAGUCACGUCGCAGCUGCAGCCAUGUAUCUUGCGCGUCUCAUUCUUGAUCGUCCCGGCUGGGAUGCCACUCUUGCACACUACUCUGGCUACACAGAAGAAGAGAUCCAGCCUGUCUUCCUGCUCAUGGUCGACUAUCUCCACAGGUCUGUUGCCCACGAAGCUUUCUUCAAGAAGUAUGCCAGCAAGAAGUUUUUGAAGGCAUCUAUUGUUACACGCCAGUGGGCCAAGAGAUAUCACUCCCUGUAUAUCGAUGGCGAAUCUGAGGAGGCACAGAAAUAG
This is a messenger RNA of Talaromyces marneffei, 1443 nucleotides long. RefSeq lists its product as uncharacterized. Gene Ontology annotation, molecular function: cyclin-dependent protein serine/threonine kinase regulator activity. Gene Ontology annotation, cellular component: cyclin-dependent protein kinase holoenzyme complex; centrosome; nucleus. The record is from RefSeq and is a predicted model, not a curated record. Bases 1 to 1443 code for a protein of 480 amino acids. Gene Ontology annotation, biological process: G2/M transition of mitotic cell cycle; regulation of cyclin-dependent protein serine/threonine kinase activity. The transcript has 2 exons. Lineage: Eukaryota; Fungi; Ascomycota; Eurotiomycetes; Eurotiales; Trichocomaceae.